UACUAAGCCGUGGCGGCGUGGCGUCAUUAUCAAUCACUGGAAGAAUUAUAGUUUCGCGACAUCCAGACUUCUCUCAUGUCGCCUCUGACCCUCCAUCUAUCCGUCGCCCAACAGCUGCAAGAAGGAUUAUGCCGUAUCUAAGAGCCCCACCAGCCAUGGCCACACUCGCGCUGCGGGCUCGCACGGAUGCAGAAUCGCCAAUCGACGAGUCAAGCCGCGUUACAGACGUGGUGGAAGUAGCCAACGCCUCUACGCUCCACGACUUGGAUAUGGACGAUGACGAUGUAAUUCGAUACCGCGAACAACGAUCUCAGAAACUCGUCGCGAAGAACAGACGCAAGCGCUACCUUGAAGUCCACCCAGAGUACUUCGAUGAUUCCUCGCUAGAGCUCGCCGACCCGUUGCUUUACGAUCGCCUCAUCCGCCGUUUCCAGUCCGCCAACGAACGAGAAGCGGAAGGUCGCCGCAAAGGCUUCUCUGGCGAGAUUGAAACCGACUUGUGGCGCGCCGAAGCCAAGAAACACGCCCUCGAUCAUCCAGACCCACAAUCGCUCUUCACGUACACUCGAGGCCCUCGUGGGGAGAUUCGCGAAGAAGAUAAGGACGAGGUCCCCAUAACAAAAUCUGAAGGCAGGGCGUGGUGGAUAGACGAAAUGACCCAACGUUUUCUCCGCGGCGCUACUGAUUUCGAUUACACAAAGGUAGACAUGAAUGACAAAUACGACGACCCCGAAGAGGAGCGGGAUAUACAGGAAGCCUAUUUCGACAGUAUGGAGUCGGAUUUCGAUUCAGAUGGCGAGGGCAAAGAAAAAAUCCUCACGGGAGAGACUGGAAUACAAGACUACUGA
This is a messenger RNA of Periconia digitata, 848 nucleotides long. The record is from the annotation of a GenBank genome assembly. NCBI's taxonomy places the organism in Eukaryota, Fungi, Ascomycota, Dothideomycetes, Pleosporales, Periconiaceae.